UAUGACAGAAGCUAUCCAAACCCAAGGAUAAUAUCAGUUUUAAAGAUAAAGUUUCUUUUAGAAGCUGGGACAGUCAGAGAGGAGGUCCUGGUAGGAUGGCUGCUUCUCGUGGUGUGUGGUGUUUUCUGGUAUCCUGUGUGAUAGUGGUCCUCCUCGGAGUCACAGUCACCCUCUUGCUUGUACUGAGGCCUCAGAGAACUGGGUGCUAUGGGGGCUUCCUGCAUGGAGCUGUUGCUGCAGAUUCUGCUGUCUGUUCUAGUAUUGGAAGAGAUAUAUUAAAGCAAGGUGGGUCUCCUGUGGAUGGGGCUAUUGCAGCCCUGCUGUGCACCUCGGUAAUGCACCCUCAGAGCAUGGGGCUUGGAGGAGGUGUUAUCUUCACCAUAUACAAUGCUUCCACAGGAAAAGUCGAAGUUAUCAAUGCUCGAGAAAGAGUCCCCAGCAGGAUCAUCCCAGACUUCAUGGAGCAUUGUACAAGAGGUGGCUCCAUGAAAUUAGGGGUCCAAUGGAUUGGGGUUCCUGGGGAGCUCAGGGGAUAUGAAGCAGCCCACCAAAGACAUGGACGUUUACCGUGGAAAACACUUUUUGAACCAACAAUUAAACUGGUAAAAGAAGGGUUAAAAGUUCAACCAGUCUUGAGCAAGUACCUGGAGUACAACCUUAUUAAAAAACUUCUUCAGAAUAGCUCAGUGUGCCAGCUGUUUUGUAAGGACGGAGAAGUGUUGAAGUAUGGAGAUGCUGUGAAUUUCACCCAGCUUGGACAAACUCUGAGUACUGUGGCAGAUGAAGGAGCAGACGCUUUCUACCAGGGUAUCAUAGCAGAGAAAAUGCUAAAGGACCUGCAGGCCCAAGGUAGCAGUCUGACCCUGGAUGACUUCAAAAAUUACAAAGUGGAAAUAGUGAAAGCCCUAAACCUGUCUUUGGGUGACUAUACCUUUUACACCGCUCCUCCACCAGCAGGGGGCGCAUUACUCAGCUUCAUCCUCAAUGUUCUUGCUGGGUAUCACUUUUCGGCAAACUCCAUGGAGGAUGACAAUGCCCGAAUAGAGACUUAUCACAAAAUUGCAGAAGCUUUUAAAUUUGCUAAUGGGCAGAAGGCAAGACUAGUAGAAUCUCUGAAAACUCGGAACAUUAAUGAGUUUACCGCCUCUCUGCUUUCCCAGAGCUUUGCGCAGAACAUACGUGGACGGAUUCGUUCCUUUGGCAAUAACUCUCUCAGUUAUUAUGAUGUCUCUGUUCCACACUUGGACACUUAUGGAACAUCUCAUCUGUCUGUCAUCAGCAGUGAUGGGAGCUCAGUGUCUGUCACCAGCUCAAUUAAUCUUAUAUUUGGUUCUAUGGUGUAUUCUCCCAGCACUGGGAUCAUAUUUAAUAACCAGUUGGCAGAUUUCUGCUCCAUUUAUCCUAAAAAUCAGACUCCCAAUGAGGGGGAACAUCCACCGUCUUUCAUGUCUCCCAGCAUCCUCCUGUCUCACAACACAAAGUCUCAGUUGGUGAUUGGUGGGUCUGGGGGAAGUAUGAUCACAAGUGCUACAGCACUAGCCAUAAUGAAUAAACUUUGGUUUGGCUUAAACCUCACAGAAGCCAUCACCACUCCAAUUCUCCAUGUUGUUAAUGGCACCAAGCUCACUUUUGAGCCUUCUUUUAAUAAGGCUGUACAAAGAGGUCUUCAAGAAAGAGGCCAUCAACUUGAAGUUAACCCCUUUUUCAUGAAUGUUGUCCAAGGAGUUUCCCAAGAAGGAGUUUGCUUGUUUGCCCAUUCUGAUCACAGAAAGAUGGGAAAAGCCACUGGAUACUAGACAAUGGACUUGGAAAUGCUAUGUGGACCCAGAAUUGGGAUAUUAACUGAUACAAACUGACAACCGAUCCACAUAGACUACCCCAACAUGUUUUCUAAAUACACCUUUAACUGAAAGUCUAACAUAUCAGAUAUCUUUUUCUUUACUUACUGAAUU
Molecule: messenger RNA, 1952 nt
Organism: Spea bombifrons (plains spadefoot toad)
Lineage: Eukaryota; Metazoa; Chordata; Amphibia; Anura; Pelobatidae
Gene: GGT5
Product: gamma-glutamyltransferase 5
Exons: 12
Coding region: 96-1796 (566 amino acids)
Biological process (GO): glutathione catabolic process; inflammatory response; leukotriene D4 biosynthetic process
Cellular component (GO): plasma membrane
Molecular function (GO): glutathione gamma-glutamate hydrolase; leukotriene-C(4) hydrolase activity
Source: RefSeq, a predicted model, not a curated record